GGGAUCUCCAAGGAGGAACAAGCUCAGGAUGUCUCACCAGGGGAUGGUACGACAUCAGUGGUACUUCUAGAAAUUUCUCCUUUUCCAACUCUGCCUUCAACUCAGGUAGACCGUGAGCCUCAAUGGAGAAAAAGUAACCAAGAUACAACUUUCCUGGUAUCCCUGUGAAAAACUUCUUCCAGGAAAACUCAGCCCCGCAAAUAUGUAUUUUUAAUGCCGAUAAUGUAUUUGUAUCCUGAAUGUGCGUCAAUAGAUGGACCUCUGAGUUGGUAGAUUGUCAGGAACACAAUGUUGGCUUGCAGGAUAGUGUGCAAAUGAGCAAUUCUAAUUUUCCAAGAAUAGUAGGAGCAUGCUUGGAAUCAAACUGGGUUUAGGUUGCACUUGGGAUGUAGUGGCUCAACUGCAGGCCAACAGACCAGGAGUGACCCUUCUGUUAGCAGGGAAUGCUGCCUGUAGCACACUAAAGCUGGUAGCCCAGUCUAUGCCUUUUCCACCAUGCUGAAAAGCCUUACAGCAAAGCCCCACUUGACCAAGGCCACAAUGGGCUUCAAUCUCUAUGGGAACAGUGGGGCCCUUUCUGCCUCUUUGGAUAAUGUUGCUUAACCCAGAGGGGAACGGUGGGUGGAUAUGUACCGAUAUUUAUUCUGGGGUCUUGUGAAUUAAGAGAGAGGUCUUCUAAAGCUUGCCUGAGCUUAUUGUUUCAGCAGGAACGUUUUCAUCCUCCCUCAGGGUGCCGUGUCCUUCCAGGAGGUGGCGGUGUGUUUCACAGAGGAGGAGUGGGCUCUGCUGGAUUCCACCCAGAAGGCCCUCCAUGGGGAAGUCAUGCGGGAGAAUUCUAGAAACGUGGCUUCUCUGGGAGAAGAGCACGACACAGAGAAUUAUCAGGUGCCAGAUAUGGCAGCAUCACAAGCCAUCCAAUGGGAAGUGGGAAAAGAGAGAUUUGGACAUGACUGGAGGUUAGAAACCUAUGUGGAAGAUCUUGAUGCAGGAAACAGAAGAGGAAAAAUAUGUAAAGAUAAGUCAGACCUAGAUAAUCAGUGUGGAACUGAGAUUAGAGUUAGCCAAUAUGAAUGGAGAAUGCCUGAAACAUUUUUCAGCCCAAACAUCCCCCUUGCUUUAUGUCAACAAAUGCGCACUGGGGAGAAACCAUAUAAAUGCAUGCAGUGUGGAAAAAGCUUCAAGCACAGCAGUGCUCUUAUUUACCACUCAAGGAUCCACACGGGAGAGAAGCCGUAUAAAUGCCUGGAGUGUGGAAAGAGCUUCAGAUGGAGCAGUGAUCUUACUUCCCAUAAAACUAUCCAUACCGGGGAGAAGCCAUAUAAAUGCUUGGAGUGUGGAAAAAGUUUCAGGCAGAGCAGUCACCUGAAUUCCCAUCAAAGGGUCCACACAGGGGAGAAACCAUAUCAGUGCUCCGAGUGUGGAAAGAGAUUUGGACAGAGCAGUAAUCUUACUAACCAUAAAAGACUUCACACAGGAGAAAAACCAUAUCAGUGUAUGGAGUGUGGAAGGAGCUUCAGUCAGAUUUGUUCACUUACUUUGCAUAAAAGGAUCCACACAGGGGAGAAACCAUAUAAAUGCAUUGAGUGUGGAAAGAGCUUCAAAAACAACGGCAAGCUUAUUUCCCACAGAAGGAUCCAUUCAGGGGAAAAACCAUUUAAAUGCAUGGAUUGUGGAAGAAGCUUCAGUCAGAACUUUUCCCUUACUUUGCAUAAAAGGAUCCACACGGGAGAGAAACCAUAUACAUGUAUGGAGUGUGGAAAGAGUUUCAAGCGGAGUAGUGAACUUACUUCCCAUAAUAGGAUCCACACCGGAGAGAAAUCUUACAAGUGCAUGGAGUGUGGAAAGUGUUUCAGGUGGAGGAGUCAACAUACUUCCCAUCAUAGGACCCACUGUGGGGAAAGCACCUAUGUAGUGAAUGGGCAGGGAAGUGCCUCCCCACAUUCCCUGACUUUUCAGCCCCUCCGGUCAGGUGGUGAGUUGCCAGCUUGGACUGUCACUCCAGUAUCUUCUUGAGAGAAAGAGCUUGCCUGGUGCUCAGACAAAGGAGGUUGCCCCCAGCCCUGUUCCUUCGAGAGAAAGUCAGUUUGCCUUGGGGAAAAAUAAACUUUGGGACAAGGGGGAGGAGUUUCUGGGAACUGAGGCUGGGAAGAACAGCCUCCGGAUUAUCUGACUGGAGUCCUCCAGGAUCAUCAGGAGACAGAAUCCAGGAAUAUUUGAGCCAGAGGAAAAUCUGUUUCAAACAACAGUUAUCUCAGGAACGUGAAAUAAAGACCUCUAACGUGCCAGCCAUCCUAAUAUUUUCAUUUCUGUGUACCAUUAAGAUCUUUAUUUUCUCUGGUGUUUAUUGCAUCUCUGCAAGCUCAGUUUACUGUACUGUAUAUACAAUUGGGACCUCUGCACUAGAGAUCCAGCACACCUUGUCAUCCAUCCCAACUUUAGAUUCUCUUUUAUUUCUUCAAUGGGAGAUUCCUUUGAGGUGUUGCUUGUAAUUUUAGCAGCACUGUAAUUUUUAAACCCAGCAUUCAUU
Python bivittatus (Burmese python) is the source of this 2527-nucleotide messenger RNA. RefSeq names its product zinc finger protein 197-like. Lineage: Eukaryota; Metazoa; Chordata; Lepidosauria; Squamata; Pythonidae. Gene Ontology annotation, biological process: regulation of transcription by RNA polymerase II. The record is from RefSeq and is a predicted model, not a curated record. Gene Ontology annotation, molecular function: DNA-binding transcription factor activity; RNA polymerase II cis-regulatory region sequence-specific DNA binding.